GCGAUAUGCGUUUUUCAGGCGAUGCUAUCAGAGUGACGUAUAAUGUAGUGGACGGGACGCUUCUUCAACAACAUCUCGUCAGCCACCUCGGUAGCUUCCUAGCGGAAACGUUCAAGCUGUUCAGACUGCUUCGGUCUAUAUUUACUUCUGUAUUUGGAACAUAAUUCUGUCUUUUAACUAGUUUCCCCAUUUCAUGUCAUAUUUCCGUUUAGUCAGGUAACGGUAGCUGGCUUGAUAAAUGAGGCUAACUAGCUAGGUUAGCUGGCUAACAUCCCCGACCAUGAGCUCAGCAAGCUGCUGCCCUCCUGCUAAAAAAGAGGUCUGCUGGAAGGAGAAAGAAGGUAUUUGGCUGAACGUUGUCGUGAAAGAGGAGAAUGAAGAGGAGGAUGUCACAGUAAACGAAGAAGUAGAGGGUGAGGCUGUUACACAGAAAGAAGAGGAAGAAAACGAUUAUACUUUUUUUGGAGUGAAUGAAGGAGAGAUAACUGUCAUAUUGAAGGAGGAGGAGAGGGAAGAAGAGGAGGAGACAGAAGAUCUGAGUAACACCAGAGAGAGACCAGGCUCUCCUUCUGACAGCAGGAAGAGUCCUUCAGGGAAACCAGACCCCGAGACGUCCUAACCAGCAGGACGACAUCACUGCUCCCAGUGUGGAAAGAGUUUUACCCAGUUAGGGAGCCUGAGAACACAUAAGAGAAUACACACUGGAGAGAAGCCUUACCACUGUUCCCAAUGUG
Oncorhynchus kisutch (coho salmon) is the source of this 734-nucleotide messenger RNA. RefSeq names its product histone H3.v1. Bases 281 to 619 code for a protein of 112 amino acids. Lineage: Eukaryota; Metazoa; Chordata; Actinopteri; Salmoniformes; Salmonidae. The record is from RefSeq and is a predicted model, not a curated record. The transcript is spliced from 2 exons.